Lycium barbarum (goji berry) is the source of this 828-nucleotide messenger RNA. RefSeq lists its product as uncharacterized. Lineage: Eukaryota; Viridiplantae; Streptophyta; Magnoliopsida; Solanales; Solanaceae. Bases 1 to 828 code for a protein of 275 amino acids. The record is from RefSeq and is a predicted model, not a curated record. The transcript has a single exon.
AUGGAGUGCAUUUCUUCUAUCUCAUACUCUUUGACUGAAAAUGGGGGCCUCUCUACCCCAUUUCCAGGGAAGAUGGGGAUAAGACAGGAGGACCCAAUGUCCCCCUAUCUCUUUGUGAUUGCAAUGGAAUACCUACAGAGAGAACUGUCCUUACUUAAACUGCAGAAGGAUUUCAAAUAUCACCCAAGAUGCAAGAAGCUAAAUGUGGUGCAUAUCUGCUUUGCAGAUGACUUGCUAAUGUUCUACAAAACAGAUAUCAAGUCUGUCCAAUUACUACAAAGUGCUUUUAAGAGAUUUUCUGUAGCUUCUAGGUUGGAGGCAAACAAUGACAAGAGCUCAGUGUACAUGACUGGUUUCAAGCCUGAAUUAAAGCAAGCAAUUCUAGAUACUUUGGGGUUAACUGAAGAAGAAAUACCUUUUAGGUAUCUAGGAGUGACCCUAUCCUCCAAGAAGCUUACGAUUGCACAAUGUCUCCCCCUAGGGGAGAAAAUUAUUGAUAGGAUGAGAUACUGGUCAGCAAAGCUUUUGUCAUAUGCUGGAAGGAUCCAACUAAUACAAUAUGUGGUCUUUGGGGUACAAACCUAUUGGUCACAAAAUUUCGUUCUACCUAAGAGGAUAUUUAAGAUGAUAGAUAGUAUCUGUAGGACCUUUCUCUGGACAGGAUCAGUCUCCACUUGUAGAAAAUCUCGGGUUUCAUGGGCAAAGAUGUGUACCCCUAGAGCUGCUGGUGGACAAAAUAUUCUGAAUCUGUACUUAUGGAACCAAGCUGCAAUCCUGAAACAACUAUGGGUUGUACAUUGCAAGAAGGACUAUUUGUGGAUAAAAUAG